Uranotaenia lowii is the source of this 3195-nucleotide messenger RNA. RefSeq lists its product as uncharacterized. The record is from RefSeq and is a predicted model, not a curated record. The transcript is spliced from 5 exons. Lineage: Eukaryota; Metazoa; Arthropoda; Insecta; Diptera; Culicidae. The coding region runs from base 2443 to 3195 and encodes 250 amino acids.
ACAUCGCCAAGUGGUGCGCCGCGUGUGGAGUUUCGGUUAACAGUGGUGAUUUUUUUGAAGGUGUAACGGUGUCUAACAUUGGAUUUAAGGAAACUGCUUAUGGUCCAAAGGAGCAAUAAAAAUCAGCAGAAAGGUGGAAAUCCGUGGAAUGUCAAGAGUGUGGGUUGUGAUACGAUCCUAGCCUAUGGCAGUUUCCGGUGGAAGCAAGAGCUUCUUCGAGCAAAACGACACAUGAUAUUAGAAGCUACCCCAACGUGUGUAACGUGAAAAUAGGGUUGAAAUUAAACAGUGAGAAACUUCACAACGUGCGUGAAAUUGAAUAAUAUUAAUCGAUAUUGUGGUUCGUAGCCGAUGGGUUUCAGUGGAAUAAUUUCGAUUGAUCUAAUGUCUGCCGAGGCAAGUCGUCCUUUAGUUUUUCGUUGUACCCUCACGAAAAACUUUGAGAUUAGACCCUGGAUGCCACUAUCAGUGCCACUCGAUCAAAGGUAUUCAAAUGAGAGCCAACCAAAGGACGGUGUUGAAUGUAUAAGUGAAUAGCCGCCGGAUAGAAAUCGGGAAUAUCAAAAACCCUUGUGCAGAGAAGUUUGUUCUAAAUAAGCUCCUACCUAGAAUAAAUUAAUGAGUGUUGUUGUGCAGUGCCCAACAACUCUCCUACAGCAGCGCUAUUGAUCGACCGAGAUUUGAACCCGGAGUCGGGUGAAUGUGUAUACAGAAGCUUUCCUUUUAAUAGCUGGCCAAGCAUCCGUCGUUUGACCUCUGCCAUCGAGUCAAGAGGCUAGCAGCAGCUCAACAAUAAGUGCGAGUGAGUGAGAGAGAUAGAACGGAAGGGUGGGAAUAUUAUUUGUGAAAGUUUGAAUAAUUAAUAAGUCAUUUUCCGAGGGUUGUGGAGUGACCGAUCCUUCACAUUAUAUUGAGCUAUCCCUUCGGACAUCGAUAGCGGUCCAACAAAGAAGUGAAGGAAUGGCGCCGAGGACGACGACGACGAAUAGUCUUGGACAAGUCUGGUAUUGUUCCCUAGACUUGUAGUGUAUCGGGAGGGGGAGUGAUUAAAUUAAAACCAGGGAAUCCCGCCCCCCAACAAAUAUAUACUUGUGAUUGACCGAUGCUGAAGUGGAAGAAUGUACCAAAUAAUGACCCUACCCCCCCCUUAAGUGGCAAACCACGACAGGUUAUCCUUAUUGAUUUGGUAAAGGAUGUGAGCUCAUAUGGAUAGAGUACGGCGCCGAGAACAUUAAAGAAGACUAAACAAAGAAAGACAUCUUUACGGACAGCUCACAGCAAAAAGCAAUAAACGGAAACCAACGAAAUCAACCGGAAUGAACUCCAGCCUAGUGCCACGCUCAAGUUAAUUUCAAAAGUAAAUAUUUCUGCAACCUUUCAGAGGAGCAGCAAAUCACCCCGUGCCGUCAGCAAAAAAGUUGAUGGGUGAGUGAGGAGCCGAACUUUUUUCACGUCAAAUAACAGGAUACCGGAGUGAUGCUCUGGUGAAAUGCCUGAAUUCGUAGAAUCAAACAAAGUAAAAACAUUUCCCCGCCGAUCGAUGUCCACAGAUUUUUGCAACCCGAAAUCAAAUCUCAAAACGUGCAAAAUAAAUAUGUACGACGUGAUUUUGUGUUUGUUUUCCAAGUGAAUGAAAGGUUUGUUUUGCCUGGAUUUUUUUUUUUCGGCGCGGAGUGAUUUAACCUUUUCUCCGUUUUAAGGCCACAGGAAGAAGCGCUGAGAGCGUUCAAGUUCAACGGAAAAUGGAAGAUAAAUAAAGGCGCGCGAACGAGAGUGUCACUCAGCGAUGGAUACGGUGUGAUAACGCGCGGGAAUGCGAAAAGAGAAGAAAUUCUAUCCUGAAAACACAACAAAAUACGAAAAAUUCGGUGAAAAUAGCAGUGGAAAAAUGAUGAUGGUGGCUCCAGAGAGCCAGGGUAUUGUUGCUGCAUUUGAAUCAACUCGGAAGCGAUCCGUCAGAAGCUUUCACGCCACUUUCUUUCUUUCUUGGCUUUGAUUGGUGAUGGAAAGAACCAAUACAAUUUUCGACUGAAAGUGGCUCCAGAGAGUGAAUGAGGGAAGGGGAAAAUAAAAACACGUUUUCAGCAGAUUGUCAGCCGAAUCGGGAGGAUGCGGUAAUGGGCUUUCUGCCACGGUUGGAAUAAAUACAGUGUGUUUAUUUGAGAAGGUUUAAAGAAAAUAGAGCUAUGUGUACGGAAAAUCGUUCUCCAGGCGCACGUGCUGAUGAUUUUCAAUGUGAUUCACUUGUUCACUUACUGGUGGUGUAUCAAUGAAUAUAUUUAAGUAGGAUUCCUGAAUUGAAACCUUGUUUGCUGCUGUCAUAGUAUGAUGAUAUUCAAUCCAUCGAGAACUUCAAUAAUAAGCCACGGUUUGACGCCAUCCGAAUCUACCGAGGGAGAAUAGUUUCAACAAAUCCAGCAAGCGAAUCCUCUAGCCCCGAAAAUGGAUGAUGAGUACGAGAACGAGCUUACCGAAAGCUGCGACCAGCUGCAUCAGCCGAUGGAAAUCCGGCUCCGAUACGAGUUCCCUCCUUCGCCGAAACCUUCGGUAUCCUUCGACUUUGACCGGAGGACCCCAUCGAUUGCAUCUUCAGCGACUCCUCUGGUAGCCGGAAUUCAAAUGGCCAAAACCAAUCAUGCUCAUGGGACGACGGGGCGUUUAGUAUCUCCAUCUCCGUCUCCUUCGCCUUCCCCAACGUUGGCCACCCGGGUGCUACUUCCGCCUCGUCCGCCCACGCCUCCCUCCCGCCGGGGGUCCAACAAUUCCCGCGGUAGCGAUCCCGGCAUACUGGUCAAUACUUCGAAGCGAGCGAGAUUAGCGGCCGCGGCGGCUUCCGGAAAUAGCAACAGCACCAGUGCUGCGGCAGUCCGGAAAGUCGAAUUCGUGCGUUUCGAUUCAACGGAAGUGCAUCACCCGGAACAACCGAACAGCAACAACGAUGAGGGCCGAACCAAAAUCAAGGACGAAAUUAAAAGAUGUACCAUUCCUCAGAAUGAUGAAACAUUGGGUCCUCUCAUGACGUCCUCUUUGCAAAUGUUGGGUAACAUAUCUUGGAAGAAUGUAGUGAUAAACUGGUCGCAUGAAGCAGCAUAUUCGCAGUUGAUAGUUGGAGUCCAGCUCGUGACCAAGGAUGAAUUUCCGAACGCGUUGAGUCGAGUCUCUGCCCCGGAGGUUGAAAACAAACCGUACAGCUGA